Messenger RNA from Closterium sp. Yama58-4, 5238 nucleotides. The record is from the annotation of a GenBank genome assembly. NCBI's taxonomy places the organism in Eukaryota, Viridiplantae, Streptophyta, Zygnematophyceae, Desmidiales, Closteriaceae.
AUGGCCGCCAAGUGGGCCAAGUUCCAAAUGCCCUCCCUCAGCGGCGCUCACAGCAGCAUGGCGGCCAAAUGGGCCAAGUUCCAGAUGCCCUCCCUCAGUGACGCUGACGACCUCCCAGAUGGCGUGGUGAUUCAGAUCGUGGCUUCGGAUUGGUCCGUGGUGGCAGCACCUGAGGGCGACUGGAGCCAACCGCUGGGAUUGGAGAAGGCGGGAGGACAGGAGGGCAGCAGGGUGGGAGACGUGUUCACCGUUGUUGUUGUGAAGACCGCCGAACCUAACAAGGAAGCCGCAUCCAGAUCCCUCUGGAACAUGUUCGGCUUCUCUUCUGCCUCCAACAACAAAUCCCAAUCGGUCUGGGGGAGGAAGCAGGAGGGCGGAUCAGACGACGACGAGGAUGACGGAGCAGAGGGAGCAGAGGGAGCAGAGGGAGCAGAGGGAGGAGGUGGAGGAGAUGGAGAUACGCCGACAAAUGCCGCCCUGCUGGACUGCCAUGUGUUCCGCGUCACCAGGAACGUCCGCUCGGGGAAAUUCGCCUUCUAUUCCAUGAGCAAUGAGCGCUACCUACGGGCCCUGCAGCCGUCUCUCCUCUUCACCUCCAUGGUCCAAGGAGAAGCAGAGACCUUCUCUAUCCGUCGCCUGGACAUGCUGCCCAAGUUCCUGGGAGUCAACCUGGGCGGCUGGCUUGUGGCUGAGGCGUGGAUGUGCCCUCCUGCUCUUUUCGACGGGGUGUUCACUGAUCUACUGGACGGCACGUCCAUCCAGCUACAGUCCGUGGACGGCAAGUGGGUGGCGGCGGAGGGAGGGGGCGGCGACCAGCUCAGGGCCAACAGGGACGCUGCGAGUGCAUGGGAGACGUUUUUUCUUCGCCGGGCAGACCAUGGCGCUUUUUUCAUCCGGGCAGGCAGCGGCCACUUCUGGAGCGUGGAUGCUGCGAGUGGCGAGGUGUUCGCAAACAAAGAGGAUGAGGAGGAGGGGGAGAUGUUCUGGGUGCGGCACAAGCUGGGGGAGGAGGGCACGGUGCAGCUGAGAGCAGCCAAUGGCAACUGGGUGCAAGCUUUGGACGAUGGCAGGCUUAUAGCGGAUAUCGAUGAGGACGCACCUAGAUGGGACACCACAUGCACAUUCACCCUCAGCAAGCUAGCAGACAUGGGAGGGGAGGCGCAGCUCAUGCUGGUGCUCGGGCGGGAGUACAAGCUAGCAGACAUGGGAGGGGAGGCGCAGCUCAUGCUGGCUCUGGGGAGGGAGGAAGCGGAACAGAGGCUGCAGCAGCACCGGGAGGAGUGGGUGGGGGAGGGCGACUUUGAGUGGCUGGCAAAACAAGGAGUGAACGCUGUGCGGAUACCCGUGGGCUGGUGGGUUGCUGUGGACCCCACACCGGAAGAAUUUGUUGAAGGGGCACUGGAGCUGCUGGAUAAGGCAUUGGACUGGGCGCACACACACAGCAUCCGCGUUGUAGUGUGCUUGCAUGCGGCUCCUGGGUCGCAGAACGGGUGGGAGCACAGCGCAAGUCGAGACGGCAUUUCAUGCAUGUGGGGCAGGCCCGGCACGCCCUACAUGGAUGAGACAGUCGACGCCGUCCGCUUCCUUGUGCAGCGGUAUGCAUCGCACCCAGCUUUUGCAGGGCUAGAGCCAAUCAACGAGCCAAGGGCUGACGCAGUCUCGUUUGACGACCUCUCACGCUACUAUGAGCGGUGCUAUGCGGUGCUGAGGGAACACUCACCCUCCGCCUACUUUGUCAUUUCUGGGAGAAUAUUUGCCAACGAGAGGGAAUGGGACGACUUCAUGACAAGUGCGCAGUACACGAAUGUCAUCUACGACGCACACUGGUACCAGGUGCACGACCACGCGGAGUUUGGGUCCCAGUCGGUGGACUUCAAUCUGCAGUACCCCCUCGAAACAGCGUGCUGCUGCUCUCAGCCUGCUGGAACGAGGGCAGCGCCUCGUGUUUGUGGGAGAAUGGUCCCUGGCUCUGCUAUGCAACACAAGCGACGACAUCAACACUCGCGGCUCCACAAUCUCCUCUUGCAGCUCUCCACAGCCCAGACAUUCGACGAGAAAGACGCAAUCCUGAGCGCGGACCCGCGGGUGCGAGCCGUCUUCCCUCAGCAGGGCUCUUCCCUUGGGAAAUUCGUCAAGCCUGCUGUUCUGAUGGCCAUGGAUUGUUGCAGUCAGGAGGAGAUUUACCUGCUCAAGUGCUUGGUGGCUUCGGGCCAGGAGCAUUUGCUGGACACUCCAGUUGCCUGGGCUGAAGGGCUUGAUUCGAUCCGGGAAAAGGCACAUUACCAGGGCAGUGCUAAGGCGGAGUCAGUAGGAGGAGGAGGAGGAGUGAAGGAAGCCUUUUCCAUGCUCGCUUCCAUGAUCGACGGCUGGGACACGCAGCUAGACGCCCCCCGGUCCGCGCUCCCCGCAUUCCUCGCGGGAUUCGACAACCCCGGCGUGUUCCCCGCUCCCCUUAUGGACCUCAUAGACUGGGAAGAUCGCCGCUCGGUGCACGGCCCUUCAGCUGCUACCAGUGAUUGUGCGGCGAGCUCUGGAGGGAAAGGUGAGGGAGAGCCGUUGUCGCUGUCGUCGACGCUGCUCGCGCAGUUGAAGGAAGGGCUGGAGUAUCCGAGCGUGUUUGGCGCUCCGCUGUUGGACCUCGUUGACUGGGAGCGGCAGUGGCAGUCAGAAGGUGGACCAAGCUCCCCCAGCAGCAGUAGCAGCAGUAACAGCAGGAGUAGCAGCAGCAGCAGCAGCAGCAGCAGCCGCGGCGGCGGUGUCAGUGACAGCAGCUGUGGGUUUGCGAGCGACGGUGGUAGCAGCAGCAGCGGAUGGGAGGAUAAUGGUGGUUUUUUGAGGGACCAGGAGCCACGCGCGCAGCUUAAGAGUCUUCUGGCCAUGCUGCGGCGAGUGGAGAAGUUUUACGAUGGCAUUGGCGGCAUUCUCGGGUACCAGUCGACGUGUCUGGACCUCAUUCAACAGUCCGUUGCUGCAUCGCAACAAGCAGCAGCAGCAGCAGCAGCAGCAGCAGCAGCAGCAGCAGCAGCAGCAGCAGCAGCAGCAGCAGCAGCAGCAGCAGAACACGCAGCUGCCGUGGCAGCAGCAACCACAGCAACUCCGGCAACGUCUCUGGCAGCAGAGACGACCAACAGUAUCGCCAAUGAAAGGGAAAACGAAAGACCCGGGUUCGAAUCCCAGCGACGGAUUUUUAUGCCCCCUGGCCAAGACCUGGCCAGUGAUCCGGAUUUUGCCUCCCAGGCAGCAUUUUGGGGCCUUGAGGGGCUGCCUGUAAUGGCGGAGAUUUACCCCUUGGGAGGCGCGGGAGACAGGCUAGGACUGGUGGACGAGGCAACAGGAGAAAGCCUGCCAGUGGCAAUGCUCCCCUACUGCGGCCGCACGCUGCUGCAUGGGCUACUGAGAGACCUCGAGGCGCGGGAGUAUCUGCAUUUCCGUGUGUUUGGCGAGCAGCACGUGACGCCAGUGGCAAUCAUGACGAGUGCAGCCAAGAAGAACCACCAGAGGGUGCUGGCGCUGCUGCAGAAGCAUAACUGGUUCGGCCGGGGAGAGCACAACUUCCGGCUUUUCCAACAGCCGCUGGUGCCAACAGUAGCAGCGGAGGACGGCAGGUGGCUAGCGAGCGGCCCUCUGUCGCCUGUGCUCAAGCCAGGCGGCCAUGGGGUCAUCUGGAAGCUUGCAGCAGACGAGGGCGUGUUUGAUUGGCUGCGCUCCAAGGGCCGCAAGGCGGCGGUCAUCAGACAGAUCAGCAACCCUUUGGCAGCAACGGACAUGACUCUCCUGGCGCUCUCUGGCGUUGGUCUGCACGGCAAUAAGAAAUUCGGGUUUGCGUCGUGUGAUCGCAACGUGGGAACAGCAGAGGGUGUGAACGUGCUGGCAGAGCAGCAGCAGGCGGACGGGUCGUGGGCGUACGGGCUGACAUGCAUCGAGUACACCGAGUUUGAGAAACUCGGCAUCAGCGACGCGCCUGUUGCUCCUGGUAGCAGCCGGUCCAAGUACCCUGCCAACACCAACGUGCUUUUUGCUGACCUGCACGCUGUUGAGAUGGCUGCUCUUGGGGAGACUGCUGACUGCUACGGGCGCACUCAGAGCAUCCGAGGCGGCCGCUUGGAGUGUACAAUGCAGAACAUUGCCGAUCUCCUCGUCACCACCCUCCCGCACCGUCUACCUCUUGACACCGAUGAUACAGCUGCUGCUGCCACUUCGACUUCUCCAGCUCAUAACGGUCAAGCCACCGCUCAGGAGGGCAGGGAGGGGCGCGGAGGAGCACAGGUGAAGGGCGAACGGGGUACUGCUGCAGAGAACACUGGGACGUGGGAAGAUAGGGCAGAGGGCAGUGCGGCAGAGGAGAGCAGGAGGCAGGUGCAAGCGGUGCUGGACACGUUUCUGGUGUUCAACGACCGCCGCAAAGUCACCUCCUCCGCCAAGCGCCGCCGCAAGCCAACGGACACCUCGCUGCACCAGACCCCAGACGGUUCCUUCCUGGACCUCAACCGCAACUCACUGGAGCUCCUCUUCCUCCCCUCACUCGCCCUAACCCUGUACGCUUGCUCAUCUCUCCCCCUCCUGCAGACCCCUGACGGCUCCUUCCUGGACCUCAACCGCAACUCGCUGGAGCUCUUCUCCUCCUGUGGUGUCGCCAUGCCGCAUAUGCACAGCGAUCACAAGCGCUACGUGGACUCAUCUCCACCGUUCAUCUUCCUCUUCCACCCCGCCCUUGGCCCGCUAUGGAGCGUCAUCAGGCAAAAGGUGCAGGGAGGUUCUGUGGCUCUGCGUUCUGAAGUGAAGCUGGAGAUAGCCGAGCUCGCGUGGUCCAACGUGCAUGUAUCUGGGAGCUUGUUGAUUGAGGCCGAUGCAGUCACAGGUUCUCUGGACCCUCAAUCCGGCACCACACAGCUAGGCCAAGGCUGUGGCCGGUGCCGGUUACACAACGUGACGGUUACCAACAAGGGAGUGGACUGGGAGAACGGGGCAAACGUGUAUUGGCAGCACAAGGUGGAGAGGAAGGAGGCGUUGAGAGUGGUGCUGCGCGGUGAUGCGGAGUUUGAGGCGAGGGAUGUGGAGAUUGUGGGCGAUCAUGUGUUUGACGUUCCUGAGGGGCACCGGAUGGUCGUGUUUGCGCCGGAAACAGGAGCCAUGCAAACAAGGCUGGAGAAGCUUCCUGGCAGGAGGCCUACAUGGGAGUGGCAGUACUCCGUGGGCGAUCAUGGGUCCCUCCAGCUGAUUCUUGUUGAGGCUUGUUAA